AGGCAAAGGAACAAAGGAAGAUCAAGAUUCGGUGGCUGUCUCUGGCAAAAGGAAAGUGGAAAGUGUCUUGGGGAUGGAUAAAUUUAAGGCUGCACUUGUUCUGGCUGCAGUAGGGGAUGCUCUCGGUUAUCGCAAUUUCUCCCGUGAAAACAAUGCCUUAGGCGCAAAAAUCCAGCAGGAGCUGAAGGAAAUUGGAGGGCUUGAGAACCUGGUGCUCUCUCCUGACAAGUGGCCAGUAAGUGACAACACGCUCAUGCACAUGGCUACAGCUGAGGCUGUCAUCACAGAUUACUGGUGUUUGGAAGACCUGUACCGGGAGCUGGUGAAGCGCUAUGUGGAUGCUGUGGACAAGCUCACGGGCAGGCGGCCGGACCCCGCCACCAUCGAGGGCUGCAGGGAGUUAAAACCAGACAACCACCUUCUGGCCUGGCACACGCCCUUCAAUGAAAAGGGUUCUGGAUUUGGAGCUUCCACAAAAGCCAUGUGUUUGGGGAUGAGAUACUGGAAGCCAGAAAGGCUGGAGUCACUUAUUGAAGUGAGCAUUGAGUGUGGGCGAAUGACUCACAACCAUCCCACAGGUUUUUUAGGGUCCCUUUGCACAGCUCUCUUUGUGGCAUAUGCAAUACAAGGGAAACCCCUUGCACAGUGGGGAAGAGAGAUGAUGAAGGUUGUGCCCAUGGCUGAAGAAUACUGUAAGAAGACCAUUCGUCACAUGGCAGAAUAUCAAGAGCACUGGUUUUACUUUGAAGCCAAGUGGCAGUUUUAUUUGGAGGAGAGAGAAAUCAUGGAGGAAAACCAGAAUCAACCUGCCUUUCCAGCCAACUAUGAUGCAGAGGAGAGAGAAAAGACGUACCGGCGCUGGAGCUCCGAAGGCCGGGGGGGAAGACGAGGCCACGACGCCCCCAUGAUCGCGUACGACGCCCUGAUGGGCUGUGGUGGGGACUGGACAGAGCUCUGCAACCGCUCCAUGUUCCAUGGAGGGGAGAGCGCGGCCACUGGCUCCAUCGCCGGCUGCCUGUUCGGCCUGGUUUACGGCCUGAGCAAGGUGCCCAAGGGCUUGUACCAGGACCUGGAGCAAAGGGAGAGGCUCGAGUUCUUGGGCGAGAAUCUUUACCGACUAUCCAUGGAGGAAAAGUAAAGCA
Messenger RNA from Lonchura striata (white-rumped munia), 1142 nucleotides. Its product is annotated as inactive ADP-ribosyltransferase arh2. Gene Ontology annotation, molecular function: magnesium ion binding; ADP-ribosylarginine-[protein] hydrolase activity. The record is from RefSeq and is a predicted model, not a curated record. Lineage: Eukaryota; Metazoa; Chordata; Aves; Passeriformes; Estrildidae. Gene Ontology annotation, biological process: protein de-ADP-ribosylation.